Oryzias latipes (Japanese medaka) is the source of this 16585-nucleotide messenger RNA. RefSeq names its product ring finger protein 213a (gene rnf213a). Gene Ontology annotation, cellular component: cytosol; nucleolus; membrane. Lineage: Eukaryota; Metazoa; Chordata; Actinopteri; Beloniformes; Adrianichthyidae. The record is from RefSeq and is a predicted model, not a curated record. Gene Ontology annotation, molecular function: ATP hydrolysis activity; metal ion binding; ubiquitin-protein transferase activity. Gene Ontology annotation, biological process: sprouting angiogenesis; negative regulation of non-canonical Wnt signaling pathway; ubiquitin-dependent protein catabolic process.
GUUUUCGACGAAACGAAACUAUUACGCGGAAAUGAAUAUAGUGAGCUCUUAAACGCAGGGAGGUUCAGUUCGUCACAACACCAGCAAUGGAGAUAACCUAGACUUUUACAGGACAAGGCGUGGUGACAAUUUUGGUUCAAGCCAAAAAGAUAUGCUUUUCUUCGGAGAACCCUGAAGAGAAAAAACACAUCAGAGAGUUGUGUUACGACAACAAAGAGCACAAAUCCUGCAUGCUGGGAGACCUGUCAGACCGCGCUAUCACCGGACACGGCCGAAUCGCCAAGGCUUGAAGAUGAAGUGCUCGGAUUGCGGUCACAUUAUUGUGGAGAAGCAAGCCAAGUUCUGCAGCAACUGUGGCUUCAGGCUUUCUACCCAACCUGCUACUGCACAGAUCACAGAAAAUCCACCUCAUCCACAAGUCGCUCAUUUGGAAAGUGAAACUCCGAUAACAGAUUCUCAGAAAAAUGACCAGCUGUCUGAAAACAAGGAGGCCAAGAGGAGUCCCAAACGACACAAUGAUGAAAUGCCCAUCUCAAAGAAAAAGAAAAAAAAGAGGAAGAAAAGCAAGAAAAAGAAAGAUGGUAGCGUGUCAUCAGACCAAGACCAAACUCAGCAGGACUCACUUACGUCUCUAGAAGACAACCAAGAGAAGAGGACGGAGGAUGGAGGAGACUCUUCUGACAGCUAUGAUGAGGCAAAAGAGGAAACAGUGGAUUCACUCCAGACCCACUCGCUACAGGAGGACCUACCUAGCUCAUUAGUUGCUAGCAACACAGGUUCCCCCUCUGAAGACACAAAACUCACUCAGAAGUCUCCUGGUGAAGCUGAAGAAUCUGCAAAAAUGAAAUGUCAGGAAGGCACAGAUGAACCUAAAGAGGGAGAGAUCAGUGAGGGGAAAGCGGAUGAUAAUCAGACACUCAAAUCUGCUGACACUCCAGAGCAACACUCCAUCUUAAACAACAAAAAAACUCCUAAAAGUGAUGCAGAUAAGGCAGCAGAGGCUGCCACAGAUAAAGACCAACAAAGUGCUGGGAAAAAAUCCAAAAAUAAGCAAGAAACAAUCACGACAACGCAGUCUGCAGGGGUUCAAUCUGCCAAUUCUAAGGGAAAACAAUCCGGGAAUCCCAAAGAGAAGGGCAAAAAUCGAAAUGAUCCACAGCAGAAAGGAAAGCAUCUCAAGGAUGAGGAAAACAAGGAAAAAAACCAGACCGAUCAGGAACAGAAGAAGAAACAUCAAGAGGAUCAAAAACAGAAGGAGACCAAUCAGAACGAUCAAAACAAGACAAACAAAAGUCAAAACAAACAAAAAGGAAAAGAUCCGCUGACGCAUGAUGAAUCAACAUCCGAGGCUGCCAACGUAGGCAGCAGUGUGGACCCAGAGAAAAUGGACGUUGAGGAGUCUGGACCCCUUCAGAUGUCCUCAGAUGAUAACAAAGAAGGGAAAGGGGGGAGCACGGAAAACCCCACCAAGGGGAAAGCUCCACCCCCAAAAACACUGACCAACAAGAAGAAUCUUGCUGUGAAUGAAAGAGUCACCAUCUACUUCCACGCCAUUCUGUCAAAAGAUUUUAAAUUUGAUCCAGAAAAAGAUCAAAUUUUUAUAAGAGCAGGGUCGGUCCUUGGGUCAUGGAAGGACAAUAUUGCUGAACUCUUUGUGACCAGGGAUUUUAAAGAACAUGGGUUCUUGGUGACUGGCAGUGUUCAAGCCAAAAAGUCUGACGUUGUCUCUGAGUCCAUACCCUACAAAUAUGUGGUGUAUAAGCACAAAAAGCAGGAAUAUGAGUAUGAGUUUAUAUACAAACUGGAUUCUUCACGGUUUCACACCAACAGAUGUUUGUUUGUGAAACCUCGACUCCUCACUGCUGAUGGGGACUGGCAUCAGUAUGAUGACAUCAUUUGUGUUGAGCCAUCCAAAGGGUUUCUCCAACGCCUGAAGGAAAAAGUUUUUUCUGAACAGAAAAAAGAUCUCAUUCAAGGCAGAAUGAUCGCGGGGGAUAUUAUGUUGGAGACCAUAUUUGAUCUGCUUACCGGUAGUAGCUGGAGUGAAACAAAUCUGAGAAGUUUCCAGAUUCAACUGAGCCAGUUCUUCCAGGUUUAUGGGAACCCCUUUGUUUUUGAGGAGACAGGAAAUAAAUGGAGCUCCUUGGGAUUUGGGGAAGAUGAUGUAAGGAGGUUGCUGAAGGAGUUCAUGUUGGGAAAGGUGAUGCCCCAGCUGAGGGAUAAACCUGUGGAAAACUGUUAUAUUCGGGACCCCCUGAAAGCUGCUGUGAUCGUGCUUCAUGUAUGUAGACAGUAUGGCAUCAGACUUAAUGACGCCGAGCGCCAUCGCCUCUGUACUGCACUUUGCCUACCCAAGAAAGAGAAGGAUGCCUUUCAUGAGUACUGGACAGACCUCUCUCAGACCAUCGUCCCUGUUCUACACAGUUUACCACAAAUGUUGGUAGAUCUAAUCAAGGAAGUAAAGAAAGCAGGAAUGCUUCGGUGGAUUUUGGUGUUACCACUUUUGCACCUUGUCAAAGACAGCAUCAAACCCUUCGAGGUACAAACCUCUAGAAAUACAAAGUAUGAUUUGUCUUGGGCUGGACUCCAAGGACUAGAUAUACACAACAUAACACUGACCAGCGAAAAAACCAGAGAGGUCAUCAGAAUGAUGAAAGAUCACAGUCACUUGAUGGAGGUGGAUUCCCUUUUAAUUCGAUCCUGCUUGUAUUUGAUGUCAUUCGAUAAGCUGAUGGAGUUCAUGAAGGAUCUGAACCCAGAGCUUCUGGAGGUUCUUCUAGUUGUCACACAGAAAGUUCCUGAGGAAAUCACUGUCAGCAGUUUUGAAACGGCGACAGAAAUCCUCAGUCAUAUUCAACAAAAUCUCAUUGAGGAAAAAUACAAUUACUUCACAGAGACUUACAGAAAACAGUGUCUGGGGACGGCAGUGAAACUGUUGGAGAAGACCUGCAAAGGGGUCAAACUGGGAUCGUCUCUCCAGGACUUUCCUGAUGUUCCUCUGGCAUGCAUGAAUCUAGUGGCAUCAGUGUCGGAUUUUUUGCAGUGUAACAAGCUGGAGGCUCAAGAAAAUGAUCCAGCAGUCCAAGAUUUUGCAAAAGGCUCGAUCACUCAGGCCAUGAACUCAAUGAGAACCUGGAUGAGCCAGUCUUUCAAACAGAGUUUUCACAGAAGGGUUUGGUCAUACUUAUUUCAAGAGAAAAAGGCGGAAUUUGAAUUGUGGAAUAACGUGAUUUCCAUCAGCUUCAAAAAUGAAGAAUCGACAGCACAGUGGAGACAGACAUUUUCUGUUGAUUUUGAGGGCAAAUACAAACAGGAAUCCGCUGAUGAUCAAAUCAAAUUCUACUGUGAAAACAUUGAGGAACUUGGUGCCUCUAAUCCACAUGUUGCUUCCAUUGUGGAGAAAUGUGCUCUUGAGGCUGUUACAUCUUUAUGCCAGACCAAGUCUGAAGGCAAGGUGUUUAAAUUUUUUACUAUUACUGGGAAAUUUUGGAAGCUCAUCUCAACCAUUAUUGAAAAAUCCUGGCCAAGAGACAGUCAAGGACAUUACCAGGAUGAUGAAGAAGUUGUUCUUCGACACCUCCUCUCCUGGACUGCAGCCAAAGAUAUUUUCCAUCUACACGGAAAGGAAGAGAAGCUGUUUGAAAAGCUGUCAGACGAUGCCAAAGAAAAAAUUGUCCAGGCCAUUUCAGCAUUUACGGCCAUGAACCAACAACUGGUUCAAGGACACAUCAAAAUCAGUCUGCUGAGGAUCAUCCUACAGAGGCGAGACGCCUUCUUAGAACUGCAGAAGAUCGACUGCCUUUCUGAGGGUGGACAAUACAGCUACACUGCCAAAAUGAAGAAGCUUUUGGACCACAGACGAACAGAAGUGGAAGCUGUGUACCAUGAGAAGCAGCUUGUGGAUGUCAUCCUAGAUAUGAGCCACAAACUUGAGGAACACGUGCCAGUUGAUGUUGACGACUUGAAAGAAAAAGCACAGAUCAACAUUGAGAUCAUGCCCCUUAACGAUUUCAUGAAAGUUUACCAUUUUGACGAACCAGAGACAGAAAUGACCGGCAUUGUCAGCUACUUUGAACUGGAUGAUGAAAUCAGAGAAAUGGGAGAAGAGCUUCACACCUUUCAGGAGAGUUAUCUUUUCAAAAUGCUUUGGGAGAAAUAUGCCAGGAACUUUGCAGCUGACGACAGAGAGGGAGAUGACCCCGAUGAAGAUGAAAUGGAAGACAAAACAGCAACGCUUGAUGUUAUAUAUGAUGAUAUUUUCAAGUAUUGUAUCGAUGAAUACAAAAUCAUCCAUACCCGCCUGAAGAACAGCAGCAUAACUCUUGAAGAAGUCAACCAGCUUUUUGGUGCCUACAAAGGAAAGCACAAUGAUCUAUCUCAGGAACUGAGAAUCAUGUCCAGAGUUGACAAAGCUGGUGACACACGAUGGAUUGACAGCAGGGUUGAGCAGAUUGUACAAUAUCAUGAACUCCAUCUAGCCGUGGCCUCAGCUCAGAUUAUCAUGAAGGUCAAAGAGACACUUGGCCUUCAAGGAGAUUUUAGAGUCUUGGAAACACUGACAAAUAUUCUUCACGCAGACUUUCAAAGAGAGCCACUGAGUCGCAUUGAUAAUGAGUUGAUGCAGGCAAAAAUGGUUCUGGUAGACAUUACAGAGCCCCGCUUAGUCUGUUUAAAGGAACUGCACAUCAGAGGACACUUUGUGAAAUGGGUGAAAGAUGCUCUUGAAGAUAUCAAUGAGUUGAAGGUGUUUGUUGACCUGGCCUCCAUCUCUGCGGGGGAGAAUGACAUGGAUGUAGACCGGGUUGCUUGUUUCCAUGAUGCCAUCCUUGGCUACUCCUCUCUGCUUUAUGAGCUCAAACCAGACUCUAACUUUCACGCCUUUAAAGAAGUGCUGAAGAAGCUCUGGAAAGCUUUUGAGAAUGACAAAAACUUACCUAAAAAACUGUGUGACAGUGCACGCCAUCUUGAGUGGUUAAAGACUGUGAAAGACAGUCACGGGUCAGUAGAGUUAUCCUCUCUCUCGUUGGCAUCAGCUAUUAACCAGAAGGGUAUCUACCUGAUUAAUGGGCAAAGGACAAAAAAGUUGAGUCUAGACACUGCCCUAAAGCUACAGAUUCCAGAGGAGCAUGAAGAUGGUCGGCAGAUGCGCUACUACUCUCUUGAGGACCUCAGGGAACUUCAGAACAAACUCAUGCUCAUGUCCGGCAAAGGGGACCAAGGGCAGAAUGAAGUUGAUCGUUUUGCUGAGGUUUUUGCCAGUGUCCAGAGGCUAGCUGAGGCCUUCAUUGCCCUUUACACUGCCGGAAAUCCUCUGUUCAGAAACUGGGAAGUACACAUUAACUGCUGCGUAAGAGGUCACGAACCAAGCAUUAUCAUGGAUUUUAACUUGCACAGAGCUGGCAGUGUCAUUGUGGAAGGCAGCGUUGAAGAACAACUUCCUGACCUCUGCAGGAAAAUGGAGAAAUGCCUUGAGUAUUGGAUGAAUUUUGUGGACAAGCAGAGAUUCCAUUAUUACUACCUCAACUACUAUACAGCUGAACAGAUAGUCUACCUCUGCAGACAACUGAGUCAACAAAAUAUGAGCAAUGUAGAAAACCAGGUUCUAAUGAUGCUUUCCUUUAUCAAACCAAACUGCACGUCUUUAGACUUACGGCAGAUCUGGCAUGACCUUCAAUAUGAAAUCCUGACCAAAUCACAAGAGCAAAAUGAGGACAUUGAGUUUCAGACCUUUGCUGCAGUGCCUGAAACUGAGAUAGGAAUUUCAGAGGUCAUGGAUGAAAUGAAUGAAUUACAUCUGAAAGAAGCAAAGGGCCUGCAAGUAUUUGAUCAAAUAUGGAAUGCUUACAUGAAAAACAUGAAGGAGUUUCUCCCAAACAUCAUUGACAUCAAAAGUCUUGGAAGACUACUGGAGAUACUGGCAAACAAAGAGGACUUUCAAGAAAGUGACAGCGAAGAAGACAUUUCUGUUGAUGUCCCUAAAAGUUUCACAAAUCGGUUGCUACCCAAAGGCCUUGCUGCUGGAAAUCCAAAUCUCAUUAUUUGCCCUCACAAUGAAGUUUUGACCGCUUGUAUCUCCACUUAUAUGAGCAGUGCAGACGAGGAACUUCCAACCUAUGAUGAAGUCCUGUUGUGCAACCCAUCAACUCCAUAUGAACAGGUAGAGCUAUUCCUAAGGCGUUGCCUCAGUCCAGGCUACAGGGGUCAGAAGAUCUAUUCUUUACUGUAUGGUGAUCUUCUAACUUAUGACGUGAGCUCCAAAGUUGAAAUAUUUUUUCAACGAAUGAAAAUGCAGAGCAGAAAAGACUACAGUCUUGUCAUCAUUUGCAGUUCAGAAAGAGAACAUGCAUACCUGCCAUCAGCUUUUAGCCAGUACAAACUGCAUAUGGUACCCCAAGAACCCCUACAAAAUAUUCAGAUGUACCUCCAGAAACACUAUGCUGUUCCAUCAGACCAAUCCAGCGCUGCAGCUGUGUUUACAGACAGACUCUGUGUUGGUGUCAUCUCAUCCAAAAGGGCUGGUGUUGGCAAAUCUCUUUACAUCAAGAGGCUGUUUGAAAAACUGAAGCACUCUGCAAAAAAGUCAUCAGCAUUAAAAUGCAUACGCUUGACUGAACCAGAAGUCAAUGAAACUAUCAUUCUUCAAGAUCUGUUGAACAUCCCAGCAAGGAAAGAGCUCACUAUGUUCCACUUUGAUGUCACGUCAUCUGUACAGAAAGGACUUCACGAGUUCCUCUUCAAGUUGCUAAUUUUGCGCUACCUAAUGGAUGCUGAGGGAAAGAUGUGGAGGUGCAAUGACAAGCAGCUUUAUGUCAUUGAGAUUUUGGAGCCCAUCCUCAAUACAGUCAAAAAUACCACUCGACAGGCUGCUACUAUCAACAGCAGCUUCACAGAUGUUUUCCCAAAUAUUUUCUGUCGACCACCCAAAGAGGUGUUGAUGUUAGAGAUGAGGAAGCAAGAGGACCCCAACAUGGUGAACCCCAAUGACCCACUUAUGGAUGACAAAGAGUUCAGGAGUGAAGCAUUCCAGCGACCAUACCAGUACCUUACACGCUUUCAUAAUCAUGUCGAUCUAGAUGUGUUCACGUAUCAGGGCCUUGAGGGAUCACACGUGGAAUGUCUUCAGAUGCUUCUCAUGUUUUGUGGAAUUAUGGAUCCAUCCUGGGCAGAACUGAGAAACUUUGCAUGGUUUCUUAACCUUCAGCUAAGAGACUGUGAGACAUCUGUUUUCUGUGACGCUGCUUUCACUGGGGACACACUCCGCGGAUUCAAAACCUUUGUGGUGGACUUCAUGAUUUUGAUGGCAAAGGACUUUGCCACUCCAUCACUCAGCAUCUCCGACCAAAGUCCUGGCAGGGUGCAAGCCAAUCUAGAUGGAGUCAGAGAUGAAGAUCUGGCUCCUUUCCUGAUCAGAAAAAGAUGGGAAACAGAGCCACAUCCAUAUAUUUUCUUCAAUGAUGACCAUAACUCAAUGACGUUUAUUGGUUUUCACCUUCAGCCCAAUGGCCAGAACUCAGUUGAUGCUAUUGAUCCCACCUCUAAAAGAGUGAUCAAACGAAAUGUCAUGACUAGAGAAUUAUAUGAAGGCUUAAAGCUUCAAAGAGUUCCCUUCAACAUUGACUUUGAUUCUCUUCCCAGAUGGGAAAAAAUAGAGAGAAUCUGUAAUGUUCUUGGCAUUCAGUGGCCUCUUGACCCAGAUGAAACAUAUGAACUAACAACUGACAAUAUACUGAAGAUGCUAGCAAUCCACAUGAGGUUCAGAUGUGGAAUUCCAGUUAUCAUCAUGGGAGAAACAGGGUGUGGAAAGACGAGGCUCAUAAAAUUCCUUUGUGAACUGCAAAAGGGGGGAGUAAGCACAGAAAACAUGAAACUGGUGAAGGUACAUGGAGGCACAACCUCAGAGAUGAUCUAUGCCAAAGUAAUAGAAGCAGAGAACAUUGCUUCUAUCAACCAACAAGACUAUGGAUUCAACUCUGUUCUUUUCUUUGAUGAAGCUAAUACUACAGAGGCCAUCAGCAGUAUAAAGGAGGUUCUUUGUGACAAGACAGCAAAGGGCGAAACAUUGAUAUCCAACUCUGGAUUGCAGAUAAUUGCUGCAUGUAACCCUUACCGAAAACACACAGAUGAGAUGAUCCGAAGGUUAGAAUCUGCAGGCCUUGGAUACAGAGUUCGAGCUGAAGAGACAGAUGAAAAGUUGGGUUCCAUCCCUCUUCGUCAGCUUGUGUACAGAGUCCAAGCUUUGCCACCAAGCAUGUGCCCUCUGGUCUGGGACUUUGGACAAUUAAAUGAUCACACAGAGAGAAUAUACAUCCAGCAGAUUGUGCAAAGAGUGAUAAAAGGCAAAGACAUCAAUCAAAAAUACUUUGAGUACAUCACAGAUGUCCUCUCAGCUUCGCAGAAGUACAUGCGAACAAGAAACGAUGAAUGCAGCUUUGUAAGCCUCAGAGAUGUCGAGCGCUGCAUGCAGGCUUUUGUCUGGUUCUAUGAUAACCACGGGAUGUUCUUUUCAGAGUUUCAGCAAUACGAAAUGAUUCAAAACGGUGAAGGGAACCUGGAACAGUUUGAAGAGAGAGAUCCUAUUCUCUGGUCUCUUGUUUUGGCCACUGGAGUAUGCUAUCAAGCCUGCCUUGAAAACAAAGACAAAUACAGACAAAAAAUCAGCGAAAAGUUACCACAUCCAUACACUCCAGCAAAAAUAUUGAAAGAAAUAUCAAUAAUGCAGGAUUUGCUAUUAAAUGGUGUUCCAAUGGGGGACACAAUUGCAAGAAACAAUGCCCUCAAGGAGAAUGUCUUCAUGAUGGUUCUCUGUAUUGAGUUGAGAAUCCCACUUUUCUUAGUUGGAAAACCUGGAAGUUCCAAAUCUCUGUCUAAAACGCUGGUUGCAGAUGCAAUGCAGGGCCAAGCUGCUCAUUCUGAGCUUUACAAAACACUGAAACAAGUCCAUUUGGUCUCCUUCCAGUGCAGUCCUCACUCAACACCUGAAGGUAUCAUCAACACAUUCAAGCAAUGUGGCCGUUUUCAGGAAGGAAAGAACCUAAAGGAGUACAUUUCAGUUGUGGUUCUUGAUGAGAUUGGAUUAGCUGAAGACUCACCGAAAAUGCCACUAAAAACUCUUCAUCCCCUGCUGGAGGAGGGUUGCAUUGACGACGAGCCAUUACCACACAAAAAAGUUGGAUUCAUUGGCAUCUCUAAUUGGGCACUGGACCCUGCAAAGAUGAACAGAGGCAUAUUUGUUUCCCGUGGGGACCCAGAUGAGAAGGAACUCAUUGAGAGUGCUAAAGGUAUAUGCUCAUCAGAUGUUAUGGUUUUGGAGAAGGUCAGGGAUUUCUUCAAACCCUUCGCAAUAGCCUACCUGAACAUUUGUGACAAACAAGGGAAAGGUUUUUUUGGACUCCGUGACUAUUACAGCUUGAUCAAGAUGAUCUUUGCUGUAGCUAAGGCCUCUCAACGAAAACCUACAGCUGAGGAGAUCGUGAAGGCAGUGUUGAGAAAUUUCAGUGGCAAGGAUGAUGUAGAUGCAGUCUCUGUUUUCACUAGUAGACUGAAUAUUGCACCAGAUCUGGAGACCAUCAACACCAUCGAGUUUGUGAGAGAAAACAUCCAAGCAGUUACACAGGAAGACGAGUGCAGGUAUCUCCUGGUGCUAACAAAGAAUUAUGCAGCCCUACAGAUACUCCAGCAAAUUUUCUUUUCGGAAAGGGAUCAGCCAGAAAUUAUUUUUGGAUCUAGUUUCCCAAAGGACCAGGAAUAUACCCAGAUCUGUCGCAACAUCAACAGAGUCAAAAUUUGCAUGGAGACCGGUCAAACCGUUGUGCUUCUAAACUUGCAGAACCUCUACGAAAGUCUUUACGAUGCACUCAAUCAGUAUUAUGUGUGCCUGGGAGGGCAGAAAUAUGUGGAUCUUGGACUGGGAACCCACCGUGUCAAAUGCAGAGUACACAAAGACUUUCGACUAAUCGUCAUUGAGGAAAGAGAAGUGGUCUACAAACAAUUUCCAAUACCUCUGAUCAACAGAUUGGAAAAGCACUACAUGGACAUCCACACUGUCCUCAAACCUGAGCAGAAGAGGAUGGUUAAUGAGCUGGACAAAUGGGUGAAUCUUUUUGCAACUGUGACCAGUCAGCAUGGUGCAGCAACAUAUCGAUACCAGCCUCCAGAUGUCUUCAUUGGCUACCACUCAGGCACCUGUGCUUCAGUGAUUCUUCAAGUCAUGGAGGAGCAGAAGGACAUUUUGGAAGUCUCUGAUUCUGAAAGGAAAUUGCUUGAAGAGGCUAAACUCAUAAUCCUCAAAUGUGCUACACCAGACUCAGUGGUGCGGUUGGACUGUGCUGCCCUACCUAAAGGGGAGUGUGAAUUCCUAUCCAAAGUCUACUUCGAGGAGCAAAACAACAGCUGUUUAGUUGACUACAUACUUGCUCACACAAGACAGGAAGGCCGUUGCUGCUCUUUCUUCACAGAGGUUACAACCUUCUCCAGACUACUGACUGCAUUUGACUUGGAACCUCUAGCACAAAUGUUGAACGGCGUUGAGCUGCUCUCACUCCAGCAGUUUGACACAGAGCACUCCUUCUUAAAGAAGAUCAGGAGUUUCCUUAAGGCUGAAAAUGGCGACAGUAGCGUUGGAACACAGAACAAGAUCCUCAUCAUUCAGUGUGAUUUUAAUGAAGCGGCUCAGGGUGCCAACCUCCUUGCAUCUGCAAAAUAUUCAUCAAUAAAUGAAAUCAACAAGAUAACUCAAGAAAACAAGAGGAGCAAGGUCUUUGUCUAUUUCAUCACAAGACUACCGAGAAUAGAAGGAGGGACUUCCUACAUUGGCUUCCAUGGAGGCCCCUGGAGAUCAGUCCACAUCGAUGACCUCAGGCGAUCAAAAGACAUAGUUUCGGACAUCAAAACUCUGCAAACAAUGACAAUCAGCCAGAUGUUUGAAACAGAAACAAUGCUGCCUGGAGCAAUGGACGUGGAUGAUGUGUCAACUGAGACUGAGCCAAUGGAAAUAGAGCAAAGUGGUUCAAACGAUGUUGUGGACACAACAGCUCUGCUUCGGAGUUGUGUGCAGAGUGCAGUCGGCAUGCUGAGGGACCAAGCAGAAAGUGGCUUUCGUAGCACUCAGAGAGUUGCCAUUCUUCUGACACUGUUGAGUGACGGUGAUGAAAUAAAAAGUGAAUUUCUGAAAACAGUGAAGAGGCGUCUUCACUCAGUGUUGGUGACUCAUGAUGGGAAUGCACUGUCAAACUUCAACAGCAAUUGGGUCCUUAAGGAGGCCUCCAACAUUGAUGCCUUGCAAGAAGGAGGGACCUUCAGGCAAACUCUAUGGAAACGAGUACAGGCUGUGGUUGUUCCCCUCUUGGCACAACUAAUUUCAGUCAUUGACCGUGAUCUGAACAUGGACCUCCUUCUUGAUGUCGACUGCUGUGAGUCAGUGAAGAGGCUCUGGUUGGACAUCUUCAGCGACGAUAAACUGCUGGAGCUUUCACAACUGCCAAUGGAUCGCAGACCUGAGACAACAACAAUUCUUGUACAGAACCACAUUGCUCAAGACAGCAAUAUGGGCUGCAGCAUGCCCUUCAGCUGGAAGAUUAGAGACUACCUGGAAGAACUUUGGGUCCAUGCACUACAGCAUGAAGGACAAACUCAGCAGGACUUUAUUAAGUUCUUCUGGAGGACUCCACUGGGACGCUAUCUUGCUGCAGCCGACCCAAAUACGCAGUUGGAGUUUUAUCAUCGCUACCUGCAAGAUUUCCUUUCCCUCACAAUGAACAUAACUCGUCUUGAAGAUCUGCAGCUUCUCUGCAGUGCAUUGAACUGUGGUGUCAAUGAGCUGCGACUGCAGGUUAAUGACACUGAGACGGUGACAUCACUCCCAUGGGUCCAUGCUGCUUAUCACCAGUUCAAAAACCGUCUGCAGAACCUCUUAAGAAUGACAUGCAUAGAACCUAAGGUGACAGAGGACCUCCUGGGAAACCAACCUGCCAGAAAUACUGAAGAGCUGAUGCUGGAUGUGUAUGCAGCUUUUGCAUGUUUGGAGCGCCUAGAGCCGAAUGAUUUGAACACAGAUGCACAAAUGCAAGCCUGGCUCCGGCAGGUGAAAAAAGUCCAGGUUCCCAUUGAGUUGAUCUGCGCAGAAGAGAGCGUAAAAAAAUACGGACAGAGGAGCAAGGUGUUUGUCAGCAGAGUCCAAUCCAGAUGGAAUCGCAUUUUUUCUCUGUCUUUAUUUGUGGAGCACAUGUUGUUGGGGAACGAAGAGCUGGAGGAAAAGUUGAAACCUUUGGUUUUGGAACAAACAGGAAAACUUGGAAAGAUGCUGGAAGAAAAUUCUGACCUCAAAACUCAGCAGGCCUUUGAGGCAGUGAUCCGUUUGUUGAAAACCUGCAAAGAGGAAGUCGUGGAGAGAUUAUUUAGAUUUGGUCACUCCAUUUGUCCGGUGUGUAUGGGAGACCCUCAGGAUCCACUGCCCCUGCCUUGUGAACACAUUUACUGUCUGGGCUGCAUUAAACAGUGGCUGAGUCCUGGUCAGAUGUUCUGUCCCCUUUGCUUGGAACCAGUUAGUGAUGACUUCCCCUUAUUUCCCUCUGAUGAGAUAAGGGUUUGUGUGGCCCAACAUGCUCAGUUCAGAAAGCAGUGCAAUGCUUUCUUCAUAGACCUGGUAUCCACUGCCUGUUUUAAGGACAACUCUCCACCCUGUUCUGCUGUCAUUUUUCAUUUGCUCUCCUUCCUCAUGGUGGAAGCAAACCCGAUUACCUACCUUAGAGCUAAUCAUCAGAUUCAUACCAAAAUGCUCUCUCCGUUUGAUGAUUCUGUGGAUAAAAAUCCAGUGGUUCGCUCUGUGGUUCUCAAACUCUUGCUGAAGUAUAGCUUUGAUGAUGUUAAAGAAUAUCUGCAGCUGCAUCUCCUGGAAGUUGAGCAAAGCAACCUUUUGGAGGAAAGUGAUAAAACUGAACUGUACUGCUUGUACAUCAACUGUCUGGAGGAUUCCAUGUUUGACAGGUCCAGUGCAGAUAAGCAAGUGAUUCUGCAAGAGGAAAGUGCCUUCCUAACCGACUUCCUGCAGUCCCAUAGUCAGUCCGGUAAAGAAGCAACUGUGGAGUACCUUCAGCAGUUAGCUAGAGUGCGCAUGGACCUAGAUACAACUGCAAGUCUUAUUAUGGAAAAUCUGCAAAACAAAGGCUUCCAGAGGGAGACUCAAAGGGCAACUGAAGCCUACCUGGACAGCAUGAUGAAGCUGUGUGUCCAGAGUGGAAACGACUGGUAUCGAGUUUAUUUGAUCCGCAAGAUCUCCAGCCAGCGGGGAGUGGAGUUUGUCCAGAAAAUCCAGAAAAAAGAUCAGAUGCGUUGGCUCUUCCCUGAUGAAGUUCUGCUAAAGAGUGAAGAAACCAUUCAGAUAGACCAAUACCUCGUGUAUGGUGAAGAUUACCGAACUAUCAGAGAGGCUGUUGCAAAAGUAAUGAUGGAAGGCAAAGUUGAAGGCCUGGAAGAGGUCUGUAAGGGGAUCAAUUGUUUGCCACAACAGAAAACGGUUCACUAUCUAUUGGCCCUUUACAGAGAAAUCACCACCCUCUAUAGAAACACCAACCCCAACCUCCAUCCAAAGCCUGAGCAACUGGACGCUCUGAUAAAUUGCUUCCACUCAUCUGAAGUCCUGUCCAGCCAAGAGGAGAAAGCUUUUGCCCAAGCUUUGGUCACCAACAAUCUUGGACCAUUGACUGUUUGUCCCAGGGCCUCUGGGGCCCAGCGUGUGAUGGUGGACGUAACCAUUCACCUGGCUGUUGUCUUGCUUUGUGGAAAAAAUGGAUUCUUGGCUCCCCUGCAGCAACUAGCAGUCACACCUGCCAACAUGCAAGCAUCUUUCUUGCCUACCAUGCCAGAGGACAUGGUUGCUCUGGCUAGGCAAGCUCUAAAUUCAAUGCAGUUGCAGUGGUACACUUGCCCAAAUGGUCAUCCCUGCACUAUUGGCGAGUGUGGACAGCCCAUGCAAAGGAGUCGAUGUGUCGACUGUGGGGCUGUUAUUGGAGGAGAAAACCACGCCCCUGUGGACGGAUUUCAACAUCUACAAUUCCAGGGCGAUCGGACUCAGCCAGGCCAUAUUCUUGGAGACCCCAGGAACCGGGACAACCCCAACAUGAUGGACACAAAGGGCCUUUCUUCUGUUCCCUUCACCACUCUGCGCAUGUUCACUCAUAUGGCCAUGUUGCUCGGCUUCUGCCAUCACGCACCGUUCAUCUCUGCAAUCAUCAAGCCACCAGUAGCUGACCCUGCAGCCUUUCUGUUUGAGCAUUUGGAAAAAGACCUGAAGCAUUUGAUCAGAUCUUUGGGUAAGGGGACUGAUGAUACCAUCUGUGCAGUCCACCUGCUCAUCAGCAGCCUUCUGGAACCUCACCAGCAACAGAAAUGGCCUGUGCCUUAUGACAGUCGUCUGUCCUCCAAAGACGCUAGAAAUGCUUGGGAUGUUGAAAUGAGUAAUACUGUUAUAACACCUCAGCUGAAGAACUUGGAAAGGAGGCUAAAGGAAGUGAACAGCGUCAUCAGAUCUGACUCCCGCAUCUCUGCCAAUCCAGUCAUGACGCUCGUCUUCGGAGAUCCUAAACACUUUUUGGCCUCCCUUCACCCAAAUUCUCUCCUUCAUUGCUCUGCUGUGUGGAGCUGCAGGCAGAAAGUGUCUUUACUGAGCCUUACCCACAUUGUAGAGCAGAAUGAUGGCAAAGACACACUGCCUGUGUUGUGGAGGUUCUUGCAUAGGGAAGCAGAGAUCCGACUGGUUAAGCACCUACCGGACAUCCUCACACUCCAGAAGGAUUUGGUCAAGAAGUUUCAAAAUACGUCUGAGCUGGCUUUUGAUACCAUUGGGGAAUUUCUUGAAACACAGAAAGCAGGUUCACUUAAAGCCUGGUACAUGAAACGCAUCACCAUCUUCUUGAAAACCUGGAAUCAACUCCGGGUUUCCCUGGCAACCAAUGGUGAGAUAAAGAUUCCUGCCGACUUCUGCCAAAAAGACCUGGACUUAAACAGUGACUUUAAGGUGCUGUUGCCGCGACGACAGGGCCCAGGCCUGUGCUCCACAGCCCUUGUCAGCUACCUAAUUUCUGUUCACAAUGACCUUAUCUACUGUGUAGACAAGCACACUGAAGAAGAGACCAGCUUCAAAGUGAGCCCUGCAGAUCUGACUGAGUUGCAUGUGAUUCAUUACGAGUUGGAGCGAGAUGUGAUGCCUCUGGUUCUGUCAAACACCCAGUACAGCAUCCAGAAGGGUCAGGAAACCAUCCAUGAGUAUGAUUUGCUAAAGAUCCAACAGCAAAUUAUCUCUCGCUUCCUACUGGGCAAACCUCUCCUAACUCUCAAUGGCAUUCCAACACUGGUGAACAGACAUGAACGCAACUAUGAGAUCAUCUUUAAAGAUAUAAAAACAAAGGUCAAACAAGAGUCUCUUCAGAAUCUCACCCUGGUGUCUAUUGCUGGGGAGCUGCAGUCCUACAGUGAAGUGUGUGAAGCUCUUUCCACUCUGGAGGUGGCUCUUGGCUUCCUGGCCAUGACAGGGGGAGAGCCUCACAUGCAGCUCUCCCACUACCUGGAGGAGGUGCUGCAGAUGGGAAACCAGGUGGCCCAGCACAUCCUCAAGACCCUGAGUAUGUGUUGUUUGAAGCAUUGUGUGGCGCUUUGGCAGCUACUGGCUUCACUCAAAUCAGAAAAUAUGCUACGACUCAAGAGGGAUCCGUUUGUGGGAAUUUCUGAAGACUACAAGCAGGUCCUGGGUGAAGACGAGCACCGCCAGCUGACCGCUUUCUUCUCCAUAUGCAAUGGUGACACUUUCUUACUGGAGAUGCAUGAGUUCAUGGUGCUGGUCCUCAAAAUGCCCAAUGCUACGGAGACGUACCGGCCUGACUGGGGCUUAAAGGACACUCUGGUGUCUUAUAUGGAACGCAAAGACCUUGACAUUCCUCAAGAUGUGGAGGAGCUCUUCCCAGACGGGAUGUGCCUGUGCCAUUAUGUGGAAGCCUGGAAGUUCAUCGUCACUUUCAAGCAGGAACGAGCUCAGAAAAUAUGAGGAUAAUUCUGCACUUUUUUUUUUUUAUUAUUGUUGUUCUUAAUUCUUUUUUGUUAAUACAUAUCUCAGAUAGAAAUGUUGAAUUUCCAGAAACAGUGUUGAUAAAUCAUGUUUUUGCACACUUCCAUACUAAAGAAAUGUGCCUUUAUAGAGUAUUUGUACUGAUUGGACAAUGUCUUUCACAUUAGUAUUUUGUUGGUGCCAUUAAUCACGUUUAGAUUUGAUCAGUUAAAGCCUCGUCUCUGAUAUAUUGUUCAUUCCAUCGUUUCUUUACAUUUCUUUGAAAUAUCUUUUUCUUUUCUAUCUGUGCUUCAAGACCGUUUCUUUUUAUUCAUAAACAUGUUGCAGCAUUGGUGAAACUGAAUUGUAACACAUUUUAGCACACUAUGGAUGCUGUUUCUCAGGAUUACACUGUUUUUUGAAUAAUGCACUCCAAAAAAGCCUUAAGAACAGGAAGGUCCUGUACAACUGAGAAAGAACUUGAAGAAAGUUUUGUUUGCACUUUCCUGAUGCAAUAAAAUUGCAUUCGCCAUGAAUGUUCUGUGUUUGCAA